GGCAGCUCAGCAAGUCAGUCCCUUUUGUUUCUCUGGCCUCUGACUUACUUGGAUGAGAGAAUGGCCAAAAAAAAAAAAAAAAAAAAAAAAGGUCUGCUGAGUAUUUCAGAUCUAGGGAAUGGGUCCUCACCAGACCAUAAAAAUAGACCAGUAAGAGCUACAACAGUAGCGUGGUAUGUGUGGGUUUCUUUCUUUCUUUCUUUUUUUUUCCUAAUUCCUCUGGCAACAAACCACACAUUGGGAUGUGAUGUAUCUUUUUAUUUUUUUUAAGCAUAUUUAAGCUCACACACUUUAUGUAAUGAGGAUUUUAGUGUAGGAUUUUUCUGCAGAAUACCAUUUGGGCCUACUAAGAACCGUCUGUUCAAAUGUUUGAGCAUUUGAUUGAAAAAUUCUUCCUAGCCUUUUUAAAGAUAACCCAAGGGGAUAAAAACACUCACAAAUUCUACAAAAGGAAUAGGAUUUAUAAUAUAUAAACUGAUAGGAUACAGCUGAUCUCCCUCUAGUCUCCAGAAAGAUAGCUUACAAAUGAUUAGAAGAAUUAAUUCUUUCUGAGACUCCUUGGAUCAUUUCUUAUAAAAUUCAUAUCUUGCUGUCUACUUGUGAUAAGGACCAGACCUCUGUAAACCACCUACCUGAUCAGACCUGGGAAUUCAAAAGAAGCAGGUGCUCAACCUUAAUUUUUCCCUUGAUUAAGAAAAUGGGCUGUGACCGUAACUGUGGGCUCAUCGCUGGUGCUGUCAUUGGUGCAGUGUUGGCUGUGUUCGGAGGUAUUCUGAUGCCAGUCGGAGACAUGCUUAUUGAAAAGACAAUCAAAAAGGAGGUUGUACUCGAGGAGGGUACAAUUGCUUAUCAAAACUGGGUUAAAACAGGCACAGAAGUUUACAGACAGUUUUGGAUCUAUGAUGUGCAAAACCCACAGGAAGUGGUAACUAACAGCAGCAAAAUUAAGGUUAAACAACGGGGUCCUUACACGUACAGAGUUCGUUAUCUAGCCAAAGAUAAUAUAACCCAUGAUACUGAGCACCACACAGUCUCUUUUGUUCAGCCCAACGGCGCCAUCUUCGAGCCUUCACUAUCGGCUGGAACGGAGAACGACACUUGGACCGUUCUCAAUCUGGCUGUAGCAGCUGCACCCCAUCUCUACCCAAAUUCAUUUGUACAAGUGCUACUCAAUUCACUUAUCAAAAAGUCCAAAUCUUCCAUGUUUCAAAGAAGAACCGUGAAGGAGCUGCUGUGGGGCUACCAGGACCCGUUCCUGAGUUUGGUUCCGUACCCCAUUUCCACGGCUGUCGGCGUGUUUGUUCCUUACAACAACACUGCAGAUGGGGUUUAUACAGUUUUCAGUGGGAAAGACAACAUAAGCCAAGUUGCCAUAAUUGACACCUAUAAAGGUAAAAAGAAUCUCUCCUAUUGGCCAAGUUAUUGUGACAUGAUUAAUGGUACAGACGCGGCCUCAUUUCCACCUUUUGUUGAGAAGACGAGAGUAUUGCGUUUCUUUUCCUCUGACAUUUGCAGGUCAAUCUAUGCUGUGUUUGGAGCUGAAGUUAACCUGAAAGGAAUCCCUGUCUACAGAUUUGUUCUUCCAUCCAUGGCCUUUGCAUCUCCAGUUCAAAAUCCAGAUAACCAUUGUUUCUGCACAGAAAAAGUUAUCUCAAAUAAUUGUACAUCAUAUGGUGUGUUAGACAUCGGCAAAUGCAAAGAAGGAAAACCUGUGUACAUUUCACUUCCUCAUUUUCUACAUGCAAGUCCUGAUAUUGCAGAACCCAUUGAAGGCUUGAAUCCAAAUGAAGAUGAACAUAGCACAUACCUAGAUGUUGAACCUAUAACUGGAUUCACCUUACGAUUUGCAAAACGGCUGCAAAUCAACAUAUUGGUCAAACCAGCAAAGAAAAUUGAGGCAUUAAAGGGUCUUAAGCAGAACUAUGUUGUGCCUAUUCUUUGGCUUAAUGAGACUGGUACCAUUGGUGAUGAGAAGGCAGAAAUGUUCCGACAAAGAGUGACUGGAAAAAUCAACCUUCUUGGCUUGGUAGAAAUUAUCUUACUCAGUGUUGGUGUGGUGAUGUUCGUUGCUUUUAUGAUUUCAUACUGUGCAUGCAGAUCAAAGAAAGUAAAAUAAUUCUUCUACUUACUAGGCAGUAAAUGAGUUUUGACCUUUAUGUACCAGCUACAUCAGGACCACUGUUACUAUUGGCCUAAAAAAUGAAGAUUAAAUAAUGCUUUAUUUUUACAAAAGACACCUUAUCUUCUAGUUGAAGAAAUGGUGGAUUACUUUUGCACUAAGCAGAUUUCUAACAGAUUUUAAGAUAUUGUUAAAGAUCUAUACUUUGAACACAAAACUGGAACCUUUUAAAAUUCAUCAUGUGCACAGAUUGAUUUCAGUCUCUAUGGACCUGGCUCAAGCAUGAACUUGGUGCUGAUCCCUGAUGGCAGAUUCAGCACCAUGGACAUUCUCAACAAAUCGUGGACCCUGAACUCCUAUCGUCUUUAUCAAGAGAAAACAUCAGAGUCCCUAUUUGUUGCAAUAGACUGACCCUAGGAUAAUCAGUACGUCACGUUUCAUGAGCACCACCAAUUGUGAAAGACAUUUAAGAAUGGAAUGUAAAUGCCUAGCCUUAAGAGCCAUUCGUUACAAAGUUUCUCUCUCUAUGGAAUCCUUUGCACAGCAACAGCAGGCACUGUAACCAUUUUCUUACUCUAUAACAAAUGGGCUUAUAUUUUAUCACCAAUUAUGCAAAUGGACAUUGUUUUCAGCACAUUUAGGCUCUUCAUGCUUAAGAACUUUGUCAUCUUCCACAUCCUGCAGCUCUCCUAGCAAUAUGAAGAGAUUGUGCUCUUUCCACUCAGUUACAUGCAACUUAUGCUUGGCAACUUCAGAAUAAUGUACUAGCAUUAAGAGAUGUAAAUGGUAAUAAAGGAAUUAUCAUAUGAAAUAUUAUUAAGAUUUGAAUGUGUGUUAAUAGUUAUUUGUUGUAAUAAGUUCUGGCUUCCCUUGUCACUUUGCAAAGAUUGGUCUCAACCAUUAAAAUACGUUCUUUCUUAAA
Molecule: messenger RNA, 3041 nt
Organism: Suricata suricatta (meerkat)
Lineage: Eukaryota; Metazoa; Chordata; Mammalia; Carnivora; Herpestidae
Gene: CD36
Product: CD36 molecule
Exons: 16
Coding region: 698-2116 (472 amino acids)
Biological process (GO): lipoprotein transport; low-density lipoprotein particle clearance; long-chain fatty acid import into cell
Cellular component (GO): caveola; cell surface; cytoplasm
Molecular function (GO): scavenger receptor activity; low-density lipoprotein particle receptor activity; low-density lipoprotein particle binding
Source: RefSeq, a predicted model, not a curated record